This is a messenger RNA of Ceraceosorus bombacis, 342 nucleotides long. The record is from the annotation of a GenBank genome assembly. NCBI's taxonomy places the organism in Eukaryota, Fungi, Basidiomycota, Exobasidiomycetes, Ceraceosorales, Ceraceosoraceae.
AUGUCGAACGCGAGCGAGCGCACUCGCCUCAUUGCUCCCUCGCAGCAAGCCACACCCUGCCCCUCCCUCCAUGACACCAUCGUGACUGAUGAGGAAGCGCGACAAGCUUCGUUGGCUGCUCGCAUCGAGGCUGUCAAAGAGGCUGUGCCCAAGUCUCAGCUAUACACCUCGCUCGUCUGCCUCUUUUCAGCCUUGACGCUGGUCGGUCUGGACGCUACGCUGGUGACCACGCUCGGCGGCUACAUCUCAAGCAGCUUCGAUGCUGCAGAGUAUUUGCCAUGGAUCGGCUUGAGCUACAUACUGUGCGUACAGCCGCAGCCGCGCAAAGGCAAAGGCAGCUAG